Durusdinium trenchii is the source of this 805-nucleotide messenger RNA. The record is from the annotation of a GenBank genome assembly. Lineage: Eukaryota; Dinophyceae; Suessiales; Symbiodiniaceae.
GAGAUGAUCGGCCACUACUUGGGUGAGUUCUCCAUCACCUACAAGCCCAUCAAGCACGGUCGUGCGGGUAUGAUGAGCAAGAACUCGCAGUUUGUGCCACUGAAGUGAGCAGAGUUCUGACCGGUGUACAGGGAGAGGAUGAGGCAAAAAAGCGAGUGACGCCAACAUGAUAUCAACAUGAUGGGGGAGAGGGCAGGUGGAUUAUCCAAGCAGGCAGCUACUGGUGUUCUUAUCAGCUCUGCAAAUAUCAGCUCAACAUAAGGACUUUUACUCUUCCAAGUGGUGCUUCAACGACAGUUCUUGUCCGUUUUGUUCUCAGACGAUCGUUUUCGUUGCCAGCGAGACUUCAGCCAAGCAGUGAAUGUGGCAACACAAGGAUCAAGUCAGCGUAGGUUCCUGCAGACACUGGCACCAUGGCGGAGGGAGAGGCACCCAAGAAGCGUACUUUCAAGAAGUACUCCUAUCGCGGAAUUGAUCUUGACAAGCUGCUGGACAUGAGCAACCAGGACCUCAUGGAGCUCUUCUGCGCGCGCCAGCGCCGGAAGUUCAGCCGCGGCAUCAAGCGUGCGCCUAUCACAGUCCUGAAGAAGCUUCGGAAGGCAAAGAGGGAUACGGCCUACGGUGAGAAGCCAGAGGCGGUGAAGACCCACUUGAGGAACAUGGUCAUUGUGCCAGAGAUGAUUGGCCACUGGGCAUUCAGAGUUAUCAAACUUUAAGCUUUACGGAUCCACGCAGGAGUGUGAAAUCGCUUUCUAAUCGCUUUCUAAUUGCUUUCCUUUUCAGGCAGCGUGGUGGGUGUGUACAA